This is a messenger RNA of Closterium sp. NIES-67, 1444 nucleotides long. The record is from the annotation of a GenBank genome assembly. Lineage: Eukaryota; Viridiplantae; Streptophyta; Zygnematophyceae; Desmidiales; Closteriaceae.
AGCAAGCGAGGAAAGAGCGGGAUCAAAGUACAGAAACCCGAGAAGACGACAUCCGAUUUUCUACAACGUCGACGUCGUUUCACCUUAUAAAAGCUCGUCCCAACGCACAGAAACCCGAGAAGACGCUACAAACCAAUUGUCACCGCAUCCCGACGUCCUGUCUUUUUUUUUAACGUUGGAGUACUUGGAACGGAUGAGGGCAAGCAGCAUCCGAAAAGGCUGAGCAGAUUCAGAUCUCCAGUGGACGGUCAGACGCACACCUCUACCACCCAAGCAGCAGCCUCAAGAAGCAGUCUCUCGCCAUGGUUGAGUCUCGCGUUCCCGUGCUUUCGUCUCGUGCCCUCUGUAGCAUCGCGUUCAUUGCCCUCGUCUUCGUGGUGUUGCUUUUCCCCCGUGGCCGUUCCGAUCCGCAAUGGGCCGAUGUAGGCCACGUGUGGGGGGUCGACUGGUCAGCGUUAAGUGCUCGCGGAACGUGCCACGUCGACGUGGCGCAGUGCCAUGCGGAGGCUACAUACUGGGCGAAUGUUCGACGGCGGAGCGACAGGCUGCGAGGGGUUCUUCAGCCGCUGGACCUGGCGACGCGCGGCACGAAGCUGUUCAUCGUCAGCCCCAUGUACCAGUGCCCCUUCGAAGAGCGCCUCGGGGCCUGGGGCGACGGCGGCAAGUGGACGUGCAUGAUACCGGGAGUAUUCCAGCCCAACACCACGGUCUACAGCAUUGGCAGCCGGGGCUCGUUUGACUUCGAGGAGCAGUUCGCCCAGGCGCGCACGGCCACCAUCUUCACGUUCGACCCCUUCCUCAGGCCCGCCGUGGAGGACCAGAUGCGCGCACUGUCCUUCCUGCACUUCCGCGCCGUGGGGCUGUCAGGGGAGGCUGAUCUGCAGACGUACCGGCGCAAGAACCCCACAAAGCUCUUUGUGACGCUGGCGCGGCUGCUGGCGCUGCUGAACCACACGUACGUGGACGUGUUCAAGAUCGACUGCGAGGGGUGCGAGCUGGAGGUGAUCAAGGACAUGAGCGCCUCAUAUGGAUCCCAACCGGCCAAGCUCGCCAUCCAUGGAGGCACACUCCCCUUCGGCCAAAUCCUCAUGGAGUUCCACCACCUGCACAAGCCGGCAGUUCUUCUCCCUGCACUGUACGCACUGGAGAAUCUUGGGUAUCGCAUGUUCCAUGCGGAGUUCAACGCAAUCUGCCCCAGCUGUGUGGAAAUCAGUUUCAUCCAUGAAGGGCUUGUCAAGCCGUCCAACCCCGAUAGUUGCACAAUUGAAAAGGGAAAUAGGUAGGUCAUGAGCGUAGGGAAAUGGUAAUAUACCUAGGUGAAAUCAUAGAGCGUCAAACGUAAUAGAAUUGUUAGCGUUCCUCCUCGUGACAAGAAUGGGAUAGUUCUGAAAUAGACCAAACAAAAAUUGAGAAAGCUUGCUUUCUUGUCCUUUCAAGUGGGCAU